This is a messenger RNA of Candidula unifasciata, 328 nucleotides long. The record is from the annotation of a GenBank genome assembly. NCBI's taxonomy places the organism in Eukaryota, Metazoa, Mollusca, Gastropoda, Stylommatophora, Geomitridae.
AGAUUGCAGAUGACCCCGACUGGAACCCAUGGGGCGAGGAGUUCGACUCCGAGCAGCACAAGCUGUUGCGGCACCACGUUGCUCCGGCUUUGUGGGACAUAGGAGUCCGUCCCAUGGAGAGAGACCCUCACCCACUGCCCGUGGGUAAACGCAGCCCUUUGGAGAGACGAGACAACAACUCUAGUGACAUCAGCCAUGUCGUGGAGAUCUGGAGCAAGGCAGCCAUAGGUUUGUACUUGUGGGAGCACAUACUAGAAGGGCUACUGGAGCCUCGUCUCAAUGGAAUCUGGAGUUUCGGGGAACGGACUCUCCGCUUUAUCAAAUUCAG